Drosophila sulfurigaster albostrigata is the source of this 279-nucleotide messenger RNA. Its product is annotated as E3 ubiquitin-protein ligase highwire-like. The transcript has a single exon. Lineage: Eukaryota; Metazoa; Arthropoda; Insecta; Diptera; Drosophilidae. The coding region runs from base 1 to 279 and encodes 92 amino acids. The record is from RefSeq and is a predicted model, not a curated record. Gene Ontology annotation, cellular component: nucleus.
AUGGCGUUCAUGACCCAGAAGCAUGAGCUGGACCGAUUGCGCGGUGCAAUGCGACGCAGUCUAAGGAUCGCCGCCUGCCGAAUCUAUGCGCUGCAGGCGCUCAAUUGGUUGCUGCGCAGCGUCACCCAAGGCGUUUGUCUGCACGAUCUGAUGUGGUGGUUUGUCAGCUCGCUGGCGCUGGGCAGCGUUGAGCUGGUGGAUGGCAAGUACGAGGAGGCCGAACCGGCAUUGGAGCAUCCGUUGCGUAUACACAGAUCAGUGGACGCUUUGCACACUUGA